Molecule: messenger RNA, 1968 nt
Organism: Adineta ricciae
Lineage: Eukaryota; Metazoa; Rotifera; Eurotatoria; Adinetida; Adinetidae
Source: the annotation of a GenBank genome assembly
AUGUUGAGUGUACCAAACGAGAUUCCAACGUUCGAAGCUGAUUCGGAUAAACUAGAAAAUAUAUCAAGUUUUUUGUACCUGCACGAACACGUUCUGAAAGAAUAUGGUGGAUUGAAAAUUCAGCUGAACGAAAACUGUCAACUAGCUUUGAAAAAGCGUCUUUUACACCCAUUAUCACUACAAGUACAAAGAGUGCAGCAAAAUGUCAAGGACUACGGAGUAUAUUCAAUCCAAAGUGAAGUGGGAUACCAACAACCCAACUCAGAUGGUCUUCACAUUGAAAACGAAACUAACUUCUGGUCUUAUCUCUCAAAUGGCAAUGAAAAAAGAACUUUACAAUCAAAUAUCUCCAUCAUUCGAAAUAAAAGCUUAUUUUAUAAAAAAUGGAAUAAGAAAUACUUCUCCAUCCACCGAGUGUUGCAGCAAUGUUUAUUAAAAUUAGCCGGAAAGAGAUUUAUCGACAACAUGCAUUCGAACUUACUUUAUACAGAUGGAAACUGCGCGAUAUUUCCAUUAGAAACUCAUCCAAAUAAACUUUCAACGAUGAUUUAUCACCAUCAAGGCGGACCGAGAUAUUGGUACAUAAUUCCUUCAUCGCAAGAACAUCUAUUACAAAGAUACUUUCUAUCCAACAAAUGUGUCUAUCAUCAACAGCACUUAAUCGAUCCAAAUGUAUUGGAUCGAUUUAACAUUCGUUAUCAUCGAAUCGUUCAACAGUCGAAUGAAAUUAUUGUCUUAGCAUCGGGCAGUUAUCACGAAAGUUUCUCGUUAGGAGGUUUAUUAAAUGAAUCGAUUGAUUUUGCGUUACCACACUGGAUUAAUGAUGAUCAUAUUUUGAAUCAAUAUGAUUCAUGUCAAUGUCCAGCUGAACAAACAAAAUUUGAUCAAAGAAUUCCUUCGUAUUUGUUUGAUAAAAAUGACGUGAAAAGAUGUAUUGAGAGAUAUUUGCAAGAAUUUUCGCAAAAAGGUUUGUGCUUUGAUUAUUACAAUGAUAGUGGAAUUGAUUUUAUUGAUUUAGGUGAAAAAAAUUCCUCAAUGGAAAAGAAGCGAUCAUCUGAAUGUCCAGAAGAAAGCCCGACUUUAUUUUUCAAUCAGAAUUUUCAAGUUCAAAACAUCGAGGAGGAGAAAGAUUUCGAUAGAAUAAAUACCUUCUCAAAUAUCCCAAUUAAUAACUAUGAAUAUCUAUCAGACUAUGAAAAUCUAUUAACAAAUGAAUGUGUACAACCAUCAUCAUUGUUAAGUAGAACAAUAAGGAAUUCGUAUGAGGAAUUGGAUUCAAUCGACGACCUUUUCAAUGUUAUUUUGAAUGAUUCAUCAACGGAUACUGAGCAGCAGAAUUUACUUACGAACACUGAUGAAAAACACGAUCGAAAAAUCAGCAAAGCAGACUUGGGCUUCCUAAAACAUUCAAAUUGCUAUCGAACAUUACUUUUAUGUAAUAUAUCUUUGGAUAUCACUAAAAAUCAUCUGUAUAAACACUUUCCUGCAGCAGUCAAAAUCACCAUCAAACCAUGUCAAACAUCUUCAUCAACAAAUUAUGCGAUUAUUCGAUACAAAAAAGCCAAAGAUGCAAAGAGAGAUUUUCUUUCCCCACCUAACUUAGCAUCGUUUGGUUCGAAAUGUUCACUGACAUACGAAAACGAAUUUGCGUUCGGCGUAAGUGUAGAUCAAACAUACAAUGACCGGAAAAUCGUUGUUCAAAACAUUCCACAAUAUGUCACAGAGACCGAUUUCCAGAAUUUGUUUCCCAACUGUGUCGUAUCUCGUUAUUGUCCUGCAAAAACAAUCAUUCGACCAGAUAAUUCCAUAAAGAAACACUUCACGGGAUAUGCUUUUCUUCUCUGUGAUACAAUUGAAGACAGAAUAAACAUUAUGAAAAAUCCUGAGCAAUACAAACUCGAUGGACAACCAUUGAAGAUUUCUUUGUAUAGAGAAAAAGGUGUAAUUUCCAGUGAGGGAUGUUCAUAA